Paramecium sonneborni is the source of this 256-nucleotide messenger RNA. The record is from the annotation of a GenBank genome assembly. NCBI's taxonomy places the organism in Eukaryota, Ciliophora, Oligohymenophorea, Peniculida, Parameciidae.
AUGAAAAAGGAAGACAUUUUUUCAGUUGUAACAUUAUCAAUCAAUUCUUUUCCUUUUAUAAAUAAAUUAUGGCAAAUCAAAUUUCCUGUUUGGAUGCCAAUCCUUUAAAAAGAUCCAAAAUAAAUUAACUAAACUGGCAAAAUUAUAGGUCAUAAAAAAACAAAUUUAAAGUAGAUUAAUGUGACUCACUAUUAUAUUCUAUUACAAGAUCUUGACUUAUGAGAAUUCAGGUUAUGUUUUAGAUGUUGAAUAUGUA